AUGGUACUGCUACCUAACGGUCGUUAACUAGUAGUAUAAACUAACGGCAUCAAGAAAGGAGGGAAAACUCAAGUUACACUUGAAAUCGAAAUUUUGGAGAACCAAAAUCUAAUUUAACUUAUUAGUUUCCCGCAUUUAAACUCCACAAAAAACCCAUUCUCUCUCUUUCUUGCCCUUCACAGAAGCCCAAUCGCUUUUCUAUAGGGGCAAAUCAAGUCUGGGUUUUUACAGCGAUUUAAAGGGAUUUCUCUUAGGGUUUGCUUCAAUAAUAGAUCUUCAAUCUUUCUUUAGGAAGAAGAAGAAGAGAUUGAGGGUUAAUGUGAAUUUAGAAUAGUGAGUGAGGAUGGCAAAGGUGGCUAUGCCUGGUUCCUUGACCUCAAAUACUCAUCCUUUUGGAGUUGGAGGAGGAGAUGCUUCCAAACUUCAAGCUGGAUCUGCUCCGAUUAAAAGGAAAACACCAUCAGAACUUAGGAGCGAGCAAUUGAAGCGAAAAUGUAGUAUGGAGGUUGGAAAUGGGUCGGAUGGUCAUUUUGUUGGAACAGAGAAGAGCUCCAGUGGGACGGUUCAUGGCGUUAAGAAUUUGGAAGCACUUAGAAACACAAAAUAUGUGGAUACGCGCUUGGAUGAAGUGUACCCUGCUAGAAAAUCUAACAUCACAAGAAAGCAUACUGGAAAUGUUAAGGAUAAUUAUUCACGUGGGCAGAAUAACAAUUCGAAAAGUCCCCCAUUUAGGUCUGAUUUGGAUGAUAAGAGUCUACCUCAAGUUUCAUGUCCCAAUGAUUCAGUGGCUUCAGCGCCAACUUCCAAAGACAAUAAAAUCAAGGGCCAAAGCAGACACACAACUGAUAAAUGCAGCCAGAACACGUUCCUGAAUGUUGCUGUGCUUUCGAAGGGCAAUGAGAAUUCAUGUGGUCAACUUACUCUCGACAUGAAUUCAGUGCUAAAAGGACUAGGUCGUGAUGCUCCAACAACAUCAAAAUCUCUUUCCGAGUCUUUGGAUCAACUUAACAACAUUCAGGUUGCAAAUUCAGGAAGAUUUCGUUCGAACUUCCAGAUUUCUGGUCAUAAAACCCCUAUUGAUCUCACACUGAAAUCUAGCUUGCGCUUGGUCUCUUCGUCUUCUGUGAACUGGUGUCACAGGUUAAUUACAAAUAGUACUUUUUACGGUAUUACCCAGUUCAUGCCUCAAAUUGGAUCUUCUGGGAAUCAGAGUCAUUGCAACACAUCAGGAUCCACUACUGCGGCUGAAGUGUUGUUUUCCAAAGCCUUACAUUCUUGGGUGUUUCCUCAAUCUUCGCUUCCACCUUCUGUCAUAUCAGCCUUGAACUUGACGUCUUCACGUGGAGAACUCGAUUUCUUAUCAAAGCGACAAAUGGCUUGGGAGGAUUCUUUUCGGAGUCUCUAUUACAUGCUACGAAAGAGCUUGUGCAACAUUUUCUAUGUGUUCACUUCACAGUUUGUGGUGAUGUUCACUGCUGGCCACAUCCAAGGGAAAACAGAACGCUCCUGCAAUGCGUUUAUGUCUCGGUCCACUACAGGCUUACGGUCGUUGUUAAAAGAGCAUGAUAUCUCUUUCUCCAUGCCUCUUUGCCUUUCUGAAGUAGAGCAGGCUACAAUGGAAGAUCUUGUUGAACUCUCGGAGAUUGGAAAACAUAACGUUGGACAGACCCGCCAUCUGAACUCCAUGUCUGGCGUAGACAAUAACUCUCAAUCUCUGCUUGCAUUUUCUGAAAAGGACGUACAUGGAUUAUACGAGUUUCUGUUAAACUAUAGGUCCUUCUUGAUUUCUUUGAAUGGUGUUGAUGUUCCUGUACUUUAUUCACCAGUGCCUUUCCAAAGUGCUUCUCUUUUUGCUCCAGAGGUGAAAUGCAGGGAACUGAAGACAGUCGAUGCAGUUGUUUCCUGUCUAAGUGGAUCCUCUUUGGAAGAUGUUACCGCUGAAGGCUCAGUCGCUGGAGUCUGUUAUAGUAUUGAGAUAAAGGAUACGAUUAUUCCUCCAUGGACUAUCAGUGGGUUAUGUGCAUCUAUGGGCGCAGAUGGGAGGAGCUUUGGGGCAAGCUUUACGGAUGAACCUGCUGCAGUUGGCUUGAAUGUGGCAUUUGAUUCGGUUUCCAGUAAUUGCGACAUUGAACCAAAUGAAUCGGACCUACCUAAAAUUGAUUGUCCAUUUGGUGUUUCUGAAGCCGUAAUAGUCCCUUAUUUGCGCUCUGCUACAUUAAGUGGUCUCAAGUACUCCAAUGGAUCUUACACUGCUGCUCUCUCACCUGUAUGACUAUUCUCUUGUUAUUAUCUUGCCUUAAAAGGCAACAGAGAACGCCACAAACAUUAUGUCUUUUGGCUUCCCUUGCACUUAAUAAUUUUUCUCUGUUUUUAUAUGUAAUUUUGCAUAUUUACUUGAUCAUAUAAAAUAUUUGUACUGUACAAUUUUUCCCAUGUCCUUUUCUGCAUAAAAUUACUUCGCUGAAGGAAUUUGAUG
Messenger RNA from Papaver somniferum (opium poppy), 2476 nucleotides. RefSeq names its product protein downstream neighbor of Son-like. The transcript is spliced from 15 exons. Lineage: Eukaryota; Viridiplantae; Streptophyta; Magnoliopsida; Ranunculales; Papaveraceae. Gene Ontology annotation, cellular component: nucleus. Gene Ontology annotation, biological process: nuclear DNA replication. The record is from RefSeq and is a predicted model, not a curated record. Bases 344 to 2272 code for a protein of 642 amino acids.